AUGGUCUCACGGAAUUAUUUGAACGCCUAUUCGGGGCCAGAUGCUCUCCAGAACUACUUCGACCCCGACCGCACACCAAUGAUUCCUCUCGUCGAGAUUCCGCCAAGCUUGAACCCGUACUACAACGAUGGUGUUAGGAUACAUGCAAAGAUGAUGUCUAUGCAUCCCUCGAACAAUGUCAAGAUCAUGCCUGCGUUGAACAUGUUGACCAAAGAGGUCCACCCGGAGAAGUCCAAGACAGUAGUCGAGUACAGUUCAGGAUCUACUGUCAUAUCUCUGGCCUUGGUCUCUCGUAUCAACCACGGGAUACAAGAUGUUCGCGCCUUCUUGAGUAACAAGACUUCGGCUCCAAAACUCAGGCUCAUGCAAUUCUUCGGACUGGACAUUACGCUCUUUGGUGGUCCUUCACAACCAGAACCACACGACGAACGCGGCGGCAUACAUCGAGCUAGGACCAUGGCCGAAAAGGACGAAGCAAUCCUCAACGUCAAUCAAUACGAAAACGACGCAAACUGGCAAUCGCACGUCAAAUGGACCGGACCGCAAAUCCAUCAACAAUUACCCAACAUUCGUCUUAUGUGCGCGGGCAUGGGAACGUCUGGGACAAUGACAGGGCUCGGCCAGUAUUUCAAGUCAGCGAAGCCGUCUGUGGUUCGAUUAGGCGUGUGCACCGCCGCCGGCGAUCGAGUUCCAGGACCUAGAUCUCUCGCUCUUCUGAGCCCUGUCGAGUUCCCAUGGCGCGACUCCGUGGAUGCCAUUGAGGAGGUGGGCUCCAAGGAUGCUUUCAGUCUAUCCCUGGCGCUUUGCCGCGCGGGUUUGAUCUGUGGUCCAUCCUCAGGUUUCAAUUUGCAGGGGCUGUUCAACUAUCUCGGAAAACGAAAGAGCGACGGCACAUUAUCCGACCUCGCCAAUACCAAUGGCAUCAUCGACUGCGCAUUCGUGGCCUGCGAUGGCCCAUAUCAGUACAUCGAUGAAUAUUUCGACAAGCUUGGAGAUUCCGCUUUUCGACCUAUACACAACGAGAAUCUCACCGCAGUCGACCUGUACCGCUACGACGAAGCAUGGGAACUCACACCUACACGAGCGCUAUCACAGUUUGCCGAAUCCGUCGAGAAGAAUAACGGUGCUGUCCUGCUUGAUCUAAGGAAGCCAGAGGACUUCGUCACCAGUCACAUCCCAGGAUCGUAUAACCUACCGCUACAAAGCCUGAAUGCAUACACACCGAGCCCGUUCUCGGAUGCCGCGGUUCUCGAGAAGCAAUGGAAAGAGUUGGAAUCAACAUUCACAAGCGAGCGCAUUAGUGCGCAUGACCUUGCUGGCAAAGAUGUAUAUGUUGUUUGCUACGGUGGUGAUACGGCCCGCGUCGCGACGAGCGUGCUCCGCGCCAAAGCCAUCUCAGCAAGUAGCGUCAAGGGUGGCAUUGCUGCGUUACGGGAGGAACUUCCGCAUCUCCAGAUGACCGAGCGCGGGAGAGGUUUGGUGCAGCAAGAUUGGCUGAAGUCCCCGGAUGUCGCGGUGAGAGAGGUGCGAGCCGAUUCGUUGUCUCCGCAAAUCCGGGGUGAUGAUGGGCUUGCAGUGCAGGUCAGGUAG
This is a messenger RNA of Alternaria novae-zelandiae, 1590 nucleotides long. RefSeq lists its product as uncharacterized. Lineage: Eukaryota; Fungi; Ascomycota; Dothideomycetes; Pleosporales; Pleosporaceae. The transcript is spliced from 7 exons. The record is from RefSeq and is a predicted model, not a curated record. Gene Ontology annotation, cellular component: cytoplasm. Bases 1 to 1590 code for a protein of 529 amino acids. Gene Ontology annotation, molecular function: cysteine synthase activity; cystathionine beta-synthase activity.